CGCGGGUAACCGGACACCUUCCUUCCAUGGUACCGCUUGGAAAUCUACUAACCAAGUCAGUUUUCACUGUCCAACUUGGACUUAUAGCUCAGCGACGUCACCUUGCCGGCGUGUUUUCAGUAAACAACGAUUCUUGCCAAGUUGGCGAACCUUCGGAAGGUCGGCUGAUGCUGAAUCACCGAAGUUGCGUUACGAGAGGCCAAAGACGCCUUCUACUUGACGAGAAUAUAAAACUUGCGUCCACGCAGUGCGUUACUAUCAGUUCCAAGAAUUCCUCCAAGAACCACUAGGAUGAUGAAGUACCUGGCAUCGCUGUUGGUCCUCGGACUGUUUGUGGUGUUUACAGCCAGUCUGGCCGAAAGUAACCUGCGGGAAUCGCUCGUAAGGGAGCUCAACUCCACCAUCGGAGGUAAUGAUCUGCAGAAGAACGUGUCCUGCCUGGUGUUGUGCGACUACUGUGGCUGCGACGGAAGCUUCGCCGGGGACGAGUGCAUCUGCGACUGCAUCAACGACGGAGAUAAACAUAUCAAAUGCCUCGAGGAGCUGAAAAACACCGAAAAACAGUACGAGUUCGAGGAGUUGCAAGAAUCGGUGGAGCAGUUGCUGGCCGGUGCGGUGAGGGUUCGGCGGGAUAUCUCCAACGGUGAUCUGCUGGACGGGGACUCGUCAAUGCUCGACAGAGGGACGGCCUCGAAGGCUUCGCGGAAAAACAAGCGCAAGAAGUUCAACCGAAGGCAGCGUGGACGGCGCUUCCUGCAGCGGAACGGAAGCAACUGAG
Molecule: messenger RNA, 778 nt
Organism: Culex quinquefasciatus (southern house mosquito)
Lineage: Eukaryota; Metazoa; Arthropoda; Insecta; Diptera; Culicidae
Exons: 2
Coding region: 292-777 (161 amino acids)
Source: RefSeq, a predicted model, not a curated record